This is a messenger RNA of Ahaetulla prasina, 3770 nucleotides long. It is a transcript of the gene PCYOX1L, whose product is annotated as prenylcysteine oxidase 1 like. The transcript has 6 exons. Lineage: Eukaryota; Metazoa; Chordata; Lepidosauria; Squamata; Colubridae. Gene Ontology annotation, biological process: prenylcysteine catabolic process; prenylated protein catabolic process. The record is from RefSeq and is a predicted model, not a curated record. The coding region runs from base 1481 to 3004 and encodes 507 amino acids. Gene Ontology annotation, molecular function: prenylcysteine oxidase activity.
UUUCUAAUUAUUCAAAGGCAAUCUGAUAUUUCUUAAUCUGAUAUCUGUUUUGUAGAUAAUCAAUCCAUUUUUUCCAUUCAAUUAAAUAUCUUUCCUGCGUAUUGUCUUUUAAAAAAGCUGAGAUUUUAGCCAUCUCAGCCAAAUUAAUGACUUUCAGUAUCCAUUCUUCUAUUGUAGGUACCUCUUCUUUCUUCCAGUAUUGUCCAAUCAACAGUCUUGCUGCUGUUAUUAAAUUCAGAAUCAAUUUAGUCUCAAUCCCUGUACAAUCCGUUAUAAUUCCCAAAAGGAAAAAUUGUGGCAGGAACUUUAUCUUCUUCUUCAGUACAUUUUGAAUAAUCCACCAAAUUCUUAUCCAAAAGACCUUAAUUUUCUUGCAAGUCCACCAAAUAUGAAAAUAUGUAGCGUCAUCACAAUCACACCUCCAACAUUUCGCUUGGAUAUUAGGAUACAUACAUGAUAAUUUUUUGGGAUCUAAGUGCCAUCUAUAAAACAUUUUAUAAAAAUUUUCCCUUAAAUUCUGUGCUUGUGUAAACUUAACAUUUCUAACCCAGAUUUUCUCCCAUGUUUCCAACAUUAUUGGUUCCUGAAUAUUCUGUGCCCAUUUUAUCAUACAGUCCUUUACCAAAUCCUUUUCCGAAUCUACUUCAAGCAACACAUUAUACAAUCUCUUUAUAUGCUCCUGGGUCUGAUUUCUAAUUUGCUACUUUAUUAUCACUUUGAAUGUACACUAAUCGGCAUAAGUUAAAAUGAAAUUUCGUUGCCUAAAGCUCUCAUAGAAUCUCUUUACCUCUUAAUAUACAUUUAUUUAUUUAGUCAUGUUUAUGUAAACCAAUAAAACAAAUAAACAAGCACACAUACAUACAACAUUAUACAUAUACGUAUAUAUUAUGACCCGGAAAAACAACAUCUUUGUACGGGCGCGUGGAGAUUUCACUCUAAAGGGCUCAGUAAGGCUAACCUGGCAAAGCAGUGCAAGCUUAUGGCGCCGAGAACCGGAGCUUUUGCAACCGGCGAUCGAGGCGGCUUCCCUUCCGGAGGGGUCUCUGCCAGAAAACUUGGAAUUUCGGGGCUGUGAGUGGAAAGUUUGCAUCUCACAGACUGGCGUUUCAGGCCUUCCUGCAAGGGGCGCUAGCACUGGAGCGAGCCAGAAGACGCGGCCUCCUCCGCGACCAAAGACUUCCCCCUUUUUUAUUAUUAUUAAUAAGAGGUUGCCUCGUUCGCCGUGGCUGCCUGCGAUCCGCCCCGCGAAGGACAAAAAGGCCGCGGCAGGCGCAGCCCGACGAUCCGCUGCAUCUCCCCCCGCACCUAAAAAAACACACAAAAAUCUCGGGAAGCGCGCGGGCCCCCGAAAGCUGCGAACUCCCUGGCCGCUGCGGCAGAAACAUCCGGGGGGCGGGCUGGUUUCCGCCGUUCCGCGGCGCUUUUUCGCUUUUGCAGCCGCCGCCGCCGUCACCCCUCUUGCAGCCUCCCCGUUGACACCAUGAUGGCAGAGUUUGCUCAGCCGCCUUCUCCUGCCCGGUGGCUUUUGUUUCUUACCGUAGCUGUAGGGGGGAUGAGAACGGAGCCUUCCUUCGCUGCGGCAGGGGAUGCGGCUCCGCCGGCCAAAAUAGCUGUGGUGGGAGCUGGAAUUGGCGGCUCCUCAGUGGCUUAUUUCCUGCAGCAGCACUUUGGGCCGCAGGUCCAGCUGGACGUGUAUGAAAAAGCUGUGGUGGGAGGUCGCCUGGCCACAGUUACAGUCAACAAGCAGUCCUACGAAAGUGGAGGGGCCUUCUUCCAUUCUCUCAAUUUACACAUGGAGGACUUUGUGCAGCAAUUGGGAUUGAAACACCGUCGAGAAGUGGCAGGAAAGAGUGCCAUCUUCGCUGGGGAACAGUUUGUCCUUGAGGAGACAGACUGGUACCUGCUCAACCUUUUUCGGCUCUGGUGGCAUUAUGGAAUGAGCUUUCUACGUCUACAAAUGUGGGUAGAGGAAGUUAUGGAGAAGUUCAUGAGAAUCUACAAGUAUCAGGCCCAUGGCUAUGCAUUCUCUCACCUUGAGGAGCUCUUGCGUUCACUGGGGGGUGACACCUUUGUCAACAUGACGCAGCGCUCUGUGGUAGAAUCCCUGCUGGAGGUGGGUGUCACACAACGCUUCAUCGAUGAUGUCAUCAUGGCCAUUCUCCGGGCCAACUAUGGCCAGUCAGCACUGGUACCUGCGUUUGCAGGGGCCAUGUUACUAGCAGGAGCUCAAGGCAACCGAUGGGCAGUUGAAGGCGGCAACAAGCUGGUGUGCUCAGGCUUGCUGAAGCUAACCAAAGCCAACAUAAUCCAUGCCAGGGUGACAGCUAUCUCUCUGCACAGUUCAGAAGGAAAACCCCUCUACCAAGUGCACUAUGAAAAUGAAGACGGUCCAGAGUCCAACUUCUAUGACAUAGUGGUCAUUGCCACUCAACUACAUGACAGCAAGAACAAUAUUACCUUUCAGAAUUUUGAUCCUCCUAUUGCUGAGUUUCCUGGGACUUUUCACACCACAGUCACCUCCAUUGUUCACGGCUACCUCAACUCCUCAUACUUUGGCUUCCCAGAUCCCAAGCUUUUUCCUUUUGCCAGUGUCCUCACCACAGAAGCUCCUGGCCUCUUCUUCAAUUCCAUGGAUAACAUUUGCCCCAUCAACAUAUCUAAUACCUUCAAGCGGAAGCAGCCCCAGGAAGCUGCUGUGUGGCGUGUCCACUCUCAACAUCCUUUGGAGAAGCAAGAGUUGAAGAUGCUGUUCCGCUCUUAUUAUUCUGUUCAGGUGACAGAAUGGCAGGUCUGUCCUGAUUACGGAUCGGUCAAGAACCUCCCACCUAUUAUCCUGCAUGACAGCCUCUUCUACCUCAACACCAUGGAGUGGGCAGCCAGCUCCAUGGAAAUGUCUGCCGUGGCAGCCAAAAAUGUGGCUCUUUUAGCCUACAAUCGGUGGAAUCGUGAUGUAGAGAAAAUAGACCAGAAAGACUUAAUGCACAAAGUGAAGACUGAGCUGUGAAUUUAGCAAGCACUGCCAGACAAGACUUUAUUGCAUGCAGAGUGAAGGGGAUAUUUGAGACUACUAAGUGCCAUUCCUUGACUUGCUGUGUUCCAGUUAUAUUGGAUUGCAGCAUUCAGAAUUCCCAAUCAGUGAAGUAAGAGAUGCUGAGAUUUGCAGUCCCACAUCCUCUAAGUUGGGAAAUAAAUUGUACUGCAAAUUUAACAGAAGUAAAGCAGAGCGCUGGCAAAUCUGUGUAUUUAUACGUUCAUCUGUUAUCUGUGUCGUGGCAAUCUCUUUAGCAUAGUAUCACUCUUUCAAAGAGUCUGUGAAUUAAUGCCUCUAUCUAGUUGUUCAGGAUUCUUCAGAAAUCAUGGAAGAAACAGUGUCAAAUUCCAUUUGACUUUUACUUUACCUGCUGAAUCCUAUUCAUACAGCCCAAUCGUGUAUAUCACCCAGCAAGCUACAACUUUGGAUUCAUACUUCCUUCUUGUCUCUCCCUCUGCAGCCUUCCCAAAUAAUUUAUACUGGACUGGACUUUCUUCUUGUACUUCAUCCCCCUAAGCUAAAGGAAAUGGCACUUUUAGGAUCGCAAGACCUUUUAUGAUUUCUUGAUUUUCCUGGCAUCCCAAACACUGUGUUCCCUUAUGUUUAUUACAAAGCCCCAUGGUGGUGAAGCAAAGGACUUUGUGUUGGAACGUUUACUGUGAGAAAAGCUAAACAGCUUAAUGAAUCAUGUAACUUUUUAUCCACAAUCCUGAUAAACCUAUGCGCACAGUUAAUUGCU